Molecule: messenger RNA, 4299 nt
Organism: Caenorhabditis auriculariae
Lineage: Eukaryota; Metazoa; Nematoda; Chromadorea; Rhabditida; Rhabditidae
Source: the annotation of a GenBank genome assembly
AUGAAAGAGGUUCGUGCGUGUUUUUUUAGUUCUUCUUCGUCUUCCAAUUUUUUUUUCUGGACCAUUCUCUUCUUAUCACAAAAAAAAGUUCCGGAUUUUAGCGGAGAUAAUAAAGAGAAAAAUGAACCGUGGUCAACUUUCUGAACUUUUUUUUCUCUGAAGUUCUGAUAACUUUUCUCUCUUCAUCAAUAAUAAUUUGAAGCAUUUCCAGGUUUACAUUCCUUGUACCACAAAUGAAGAUAAUUCGUCUAAAUGGCUUUCUGAGCGCAAGAGAAACCUCUACGAUUUCGUUCCAAUCCUUGAUUGGCUUCCAAAGUCAGUUAUCAUGUCAUUUGUUGCCAUUGAAAAUAAGAAAUUUUCUCUCAAAGAUUCCUACGAUAUUCAACUUGGAAAAAACAUUUUCGAGUAGAAGUUGGUUUUUUCACAAAAAAUCUCAAGUAAUAAAAAAAUUGGAAGCCUCUUCGCCACGAAAAUUUACCAAUUUUUAGGUACAAAUGGAAGAAAUGGAUUCAAGGCGACCUGAUUGCCGGAUUGACCGUCGGAAUUAUGCACGUGCCCCAGGGUAACGAUCAGUUAAAAUCAAAUAUAAAUUCUCGAAAAAUCCAGGAAAACGUUUCAAAUUUGCAUAUUUAUAUUUUGUUGUAAUAAACAAAAACCGUUUAGAAAUUACGAAAUAAUUAUGAUAACUUUAUUCAAAAAAAUUGAUUUUUUUCAAAGUAAACUUGGAAACAAUGUAUGUUCCGAGGACUGAAAAUUUGAAUUUUGAAACUUCUGAGGAAAAAAACGGUUCUUUUUUUCUUCAAGGAAUGGCCUACGCAAGUUUGGCGGGUGUCGCUCCGAUCUACGGACUGUACUCGUCGUUCUUCGCCUCGAUAAUUUACAUGAUGUUUGGAACGUCCCGCCACAUUUCCAUCGGUUAUUCUUUUUCUUACAAAAAUUAUAAUGUGCAGGAGAAAGACUGAGAUGGGUUUUAGGGCUAUUUAUUUUUGCUCUUCGAAAGUUUUCUCAUUAGAAAUCGCGAUUUGAUUUGAAGUCAUCUUUCAAUCUCGGGGUUGAAGUGAAAACUCUUUUUUUCAAAGUUUAAUCUCUUCAUUUUGUUAAAAUCAGUUUCAAGAGAAAAAUUUGCAUUUUGCCGUUUUUGGAAAUUAAAAAAAAAACGAUUUUUGUUGACUAGUCACUGAUGGAAUUUCGCCGAUUUAAAAAUUUUGUCUUGGUCAAUGAUCAACGGAAGAUUUAUGUUGCUUCUGAAUCAAGAAAAACUUUCCUUUUUAUCUCCAACUUUUCUCAUUCUUUGUAGGAGUGUUCGCUGUAGCCUCCAUGAUGGUCGGAGCUUCCAAAGCUCGUCUUGCUCCGAGCCACGAAGAACUGGCUCUUUCCAACCGCACGAGUUUUCCUCUUGGGAAAUACGUCGAACCUCUAGAGUUCACCAGCGCCCUCACUUUUAUGGUCGGCGUCCUUCAGGUUUAUCUUCAACUCGAAGAAUUCCGAGAACUUCAAGCUUCCAGAUAGUUCUGGGAUUAAGUCGACUCGGUUUUCUGGCGACUUACCUGUCGGAUCCGCUCGUUUCCGGCUUCACUACUGGCGCUGCUGCUCACGUCUUUACGUCGCAACUCAAUAAAAUCUUCGGCGUCACGCUCCCGCGUCAUGAAGGCGUUGGAAUGCUUCUUAAGGUACUCUUCUCGGAAAAGAGCCGAAAUUCGCUUCGGCCGUCUGACCUCUUCUUUUACAAUAAUAACUUCGGAAAUAAUUUUUUCUAUCUCCCAUUAUGCGCCAGAUGAUCCACGACGUGAUGUAUUCGCUGAGGCAAACGAACGGCGUCGCUUUAGUCAUCUCGAUUUUCGGCUUAAUCUUCCUGGAUGUUGGCAGGACCUACUUGAAUCCACUCGUGAAGAAAUACGCCCCGGUUCCGCCGCCACUCGAGCUUUUAUUGGUGAAUAGAAAAUGCAAGUAAUGCAGAGGACAGCUGUCUAUUUAGGUGAUCAUUGGAAUCUUGAUGUCUGUAACUUUCGGAUUGAACGAAAACUACAACGUCAGCAUUGUCAACACAAUCCCUAGAGGGUAAGACUUCCACUACCAAAAAAUUCUGGCAUAUCGAUUCGUUCUUUAUUCACUUUCCUUGUUUCAUAAUCUUUUCUUGAAACUUUAAAUCUCCAGCAUAAAAAGUUAAAAUCGAUGAUAGAGAUUGAGGACAGAACGAUGUGGCAGAAUCUGAUCAAUUUUUUUGAAAAUCCGCAACCCAAAGUAAAAUGAUUAGUUUGUAAGAGAGGGCUUUAUCGAAACUUCGCAGUUUCGGACCGAACUGUGCGACUUCUUCAAGUAAUUGUUCUGCAGAAUGCCUGCGCCGUCGAUCCCUCGUACGGAUAUCAUGUUUCUACUCCUCUCCGACGCCCUCUGCAUCGCCAUCGUCUGUUACACGUUUGUCAUGUCGAUGGGCAAGCUCUUCGCCAAGAAACACAAGUACAAGACCGACGCCACCCAGGUGCACAUGUCCUCCUGUCUCUCUCCACAAUGAACGAUUUCAGGAGCUCUACGCCGUCGGAAUCAUGUCUAUCGCCUCGUCGUUCUUCCCAGUUUAUCCAGUCGGCGCGUCGCUUUCUCGCUCUUCAGUCUGUGAGAUGUCCGGCGCCAACACUCAGGUUGGAGACUUGAAGAAAGCAUGAAGGGCACAGAUAGUCGGAGCUUCAAUGAUUAUAACUUAUCCAAUGAUCAGUUUCAACCCCAAAGAGUUCACUUGGAUCUAGAAUUUUUGAAAGAAAGCUACAUAGAUUUAUAUCAAUUGGGCCUCAGAGGAAAAUAUUGGAAGUACUCGUUUAGAGGUUAAUUGAUCAACAACUUUUAAGGUUCUCUCUUAAACUUUGAUCGUUUUCAUACUGAAACCCACUUUCAGUUCUACAACGUCUUCUCUUCGUUGCUCCUUUUGUUAGUGAUCCUUUUCCUGGGUCCACUUCUCGAGCCUCUUCCAAUGGUUUUUCCCAACAGAAUGGACUGUUCUCAACUGUUUUUACAGUGCAUCCUCGCUUGUAUCGUGAUUGUCAGUCUGAAGAGUUUGUUCCUGCAAGUCAAGGAGUUGCCGCGGCUUUGGAAGAUCUGCAGAUAUGACUUUGUGAGAUCAUUCUCUAGAUUAGGAUUUUUUGAAGAUAAAAAGUUAUUAAAAUUGGAUGAUACAGAAAAUUGAAGGAUAUGGAUUCCUAGAGAAAUUAUGAUUUUUUAAAGUUAAGUAAUUUCAAGGUUUUCGGGAAAAAAGCAAUACUUAAAAGAAAGUAUUUUGUAAUUCUGGAAUGGUUCCAAAUUUUGAAAAGGAAGAAUACGAAAGCUCCCACUAGCGUUAUUUUGGUAAUCCUUGCCUAAAGUUGAAUCUCGAAAAAUAUUGGUGGGUUUACUGACUCAAUGAAAAAUAUUGAGGCGAUUUGGGUGGUCGCCUGCGUGGCCACAAUCGUCACAGAUGUCACCAAGGGCUUGCUCAUUUCUGUAGCCUUUGGACUGAUUACUGUGGUCAUCCGACAGCAAUGGUUUCUUAUUCUCAACAGAGGACAUUCGAAAUAUCCCAAUUUUCAGGCCCAGUUUCACCGAAGAAGCCGUGGAUGAUACUCCUCGUACACACAUUCCUCCAGGCGUCAUUAUCGUCAAAUUCGACUCUCCGAUCCAUUUUGUCAACGUUCAAUAUUUCAUUGAGAAGAUGACGAACACAAUCAGCAAAACUCCGAAGCAAGAAGUGAAUCGAAUAGAACAAACUGAAGACAAUAAACUUGAAAUACAGCUUUUGAUGGGACCUGAAGACCGUGCGAUUUUGGUGGACUGUUCUUCGAUUGGCUACAUCGACACGAUGGGUCUCGACGCACUGCGAGAAGUUCGUCUUCGAAAAAAAGUCUUUUAUUUCUAAAAUUUUUCAGGUUCACUCGUUGGCAGCGAAGGGAAAUGCGCGAAUAUACUACUGCGCUUUUAAUUGUGAGUUUUGAAUCGGUAGAACGCUUUAAAAGCCAAAAAUUUAUUUCAGAAAAGAGACGUUUUUGACCAAAGUUUAGCCUUUCAAAAAAAAAAAAAACGUUUUUCGUUCAAUGUUUGUUAAGAAACUUUUUCUCGAUAUGACUGAAUUUUUUUACAAAAAAAGCUUUCAAAAAGCAAACCUUUUUGUUCAGUUUCAAGUCUAAAAAGCUUUUUUUAUCGAAGAUUUUUAUAUUUUUUUUUCAAGAUGGCGUCCGCGAAAUGAUCGAAGACGACGAGGAGACCUCUUCCGACAUUCCGAAAACCGUUUUCCAGCCUUCCAUCGCCAGAGCUUGUCUUGAAUUGAGCAGAGCCUAA